Molecule: messenger RNA, 2288 nt
Organism: Bradysia coprophila
Lineage: Eukaryota; Metazoa; Arthropoda; Insecta; Diptera; Sciaridae
Product: solute carrier family 22 member 3-like
Biological process (GO): transmembrane transport
Molecular function (GO): transmembrane transporter activity
Source: RefSeq, a predicted model, not a curated record
GUGAACUUGAACUGAAUGAUUGAACUUAAAAAUAGCGAUUCGGCUCUGUGAGUUGUUUUGUUUUAUGGGAAGAUUGUUAUGCUGUAGUAGUGAUAUUCUUUAACAUUGAUGAUGAAUAUCAACAAUAAAUGACCAGUUUCAGUUGACUGUGAUAAUUUGAGACGCUAUCGUUCAAGGGAGAACAUUAUCGUGUGGUUUCAAUGUGCACGUGCGUGCGGAUUUUUUGUUUUUAAAUUUUAAGUGAAAAGUGAUGCUUUGAACGGGAAAAACUAUUUUCGCUUAGCGUGUGAUUGUGUAUCCAAUUGCCAUGGAAACCGCCAACGAUGACAACGUUAUUGUAACGAAAAUACGGGCAAUCGACGAAGAUGGAAAACUCGAAACAAUUGAGCUCGAAUUCGAAAAAAAUGUGAAACACGAAGAGAUAGCGCUCGGAUUUGACGAAACUGUGAAACACAAAGAAUUCGAUUUGGAAGCAAUUUUGUCUGACCUUGGGGAAUUUGGCAGAUUCCAAAUAUUUAUUUAUUCGCUGACGAUAUUGCCGGUUUUGUUGAUAUCUUGCUUAGGACUUAGUUACAUUUUUACGGCUGGACAGUUGGAAUACAGAUGCAAAAUACCAGAAUGUGAAUCGAAUCCCAUUGACUACAGUCCGAAAUGGAUUGCAAAUGCGAUUCCAUUCGAAGACGAAGCACCUGUGGACAAUUGCAUGCGCUAUAAAUACAAUCAUCACAAUCAAUCGGACAAUUUGUCGUCAUUCUGCCCGGCAAUAUAUUUCAAUCAGUCGAUCAUCGAGAAGUGCAAUGAUUUUGUGUACAAAACUGACGAGGACACCAUUCUUAGCGCAUUCAAUUUAACGUGUGACGACAACCAUUGGAAAUUGACAUUAAUUGGAACGCUGAAAAUGAGCGCAGAACUGAUUAUGCUGCCAGUGUCUGGCUUAAUAUCAGAUCGAUUCGGUCGACGCACCGUGGUAAUAUGCAACUUCGCAUUGACUGGCGUUCUUGGCGUCCUUAUCUCAUUCUCGUGGAACUACUGGAUGUUCGCAAUUUUAGAAUUUCUAACCGCACUGGUCGCAUCCGGUUCGUACAUGACGAUAUUCAUUUUGGGCAUGGAACUGGUCGGACGCAAGAAGCGAGCCAUCGGCAGUGUUAUCAUCUCGUUCGUAUUUUCGGUCGGUCAAGUGGUGCUCGGUCUUAUCGCCAUGUAUGUGAGAAAGUUUCGCAUCCUACAGCGCAUCAUAUACAUACCGACAUUCUUGGUGUUGUCGUACAUCUGGGUGAUACCGGAAAGUAUUCGAUGGCUGCUCAGUAAAGGACGAAAUCGCGAAGCCGUUCAUGUGAUACAACGAGCUGCCAAAAUAAAUCGAGUAACACUGUCCGAAAAAUCAGUUAACGCGAUGCACGAUUGUUCCAGCGGUGCGGUGAAUGCGGAAGAAACGGGCGGAAAUUUUAUGGUGAUCACUAAAUCGCGCAUCCUGUCCCUGCGUCUGAUCAAUUGCUGUUUUUGUUGGUUCACCAACGGUUUCGUGUACUAUGGCCUCAGUGUGCAAUCGGUGGUUCUCGGUGGCAACAAAUACGUUAACUUCAUAAUGGUCAGUGUCGGUGAGAUACCAGCCGUUGCACUGACCUAUGUUUUAUUGCAACGCGUCGGUCGACGAUGGACAUUAUGCUGUUCGCUGAUUGUGGCUGGAAUUGUAUGCCUUCUUAGCGAACUCACUCCCAACACAGACAGUUCCGAUGUUAUACGGUUGUUGCUGUUUUUUAUUGGAAAAUGUUCGAUAUCCGUGUCGUUUUAUGUGCUGUACGUCUACACUACUGAACUCUAUCCAACGUUUCUACGGCAAAGUUUAAUGGGCAUUUGUUCUGCCUUUGGAUUUAUCGGUUCGAUGCUGGCACCGCAGACACCAUUGUUGGCAAGAAUUUUACCAUCGUUAACACUGUUGUUGUUCGGAAGCGUUUCAAUAUUAUCGGGUAUCCUUGUCACCAACUUUCCAGAGACUUUCAAUAUAAAAUUGCCCGAUACAAUAGAAGAAGCCGAAAAUAUUGGAAAAUCGAAUGAAGUGACAAAAGACAACAUAAAUUGACGACGAACACACUUUUUUGGUACAUCAAAUUGAACACCAAAAGUUGUUAGAUUUGUAUUGUGAUUUUGUAAAACUUUUCUUGUAUUAUUUGUGUGUAUGUGUGUGUGUGCAUGGAACCAAGACGUUUUAACUCCUUGAUACGAAUGGGCCACAUUUUCGCCUUUUUAUGUUUGAUGGAAAUAAAGAAAGAAAAAAAAUUGACACGAAA